This is a messenger RNA of Rasamsonia emersonii CBS 393.64, 1464 nucleotides long. RefSeq names its product O-methylsterigmatocystin oxidoreductase. The record is from RefSeq and is a predicted model, not a curated record. Lineage: Eukaryota; Fungi; Ascomycota; Eurotiomycetes; Eurotiales; Trichocomaceae. Gene Ontology annotation, molecular function: oxidoreductase activity, acting on paired donors, with incorporation or reduction of molecular oxygen; iron ion binding; monooxygenase activity. The transcript has 3 exons. The coding region runs from base 1 to 1464 and encodes 487 amino acids.
AUGGCGAACAUUCCACGAGUGGACCAAGGAGUAAUCAUCAGUGCCCAGUUCGGCGGCACCACGAUAAUUAUGAUUGCCAAUGCCGCCAUUGCUCGCGAGCUGCUUGACAAGCGCGGAAACAUCUACAGCGACCGCCCGCGCAUGGUCAUGGCGGGCGAGAACCUGACCAAGGGCAUGCAUCUGCUGCUGAGGCGCUACAACGAUCAAUACCGGCUCCACCAGCGCAUGCAUGCGUCGCCAUUUAGCCCCCGGGCGUCAAACACGUACUAUCCUCUGCAGGACCUGGAGAGCAAGCAGCUGCUGUACGAUUUUCUCAAGACAAACGACUUUCAGAAGCUGUUCGACUGCUACAGCGCCAGUCUGGUGUAUUCGCUGGCUUACGGGUACCGUCUGCAUACGGGUGACGAAGACGAGCUGAAGGACGCUCACCUCGUGGAAGAAAACUGGGCCUAUGUCGGACGCGUCGGGACAUGGAUCGUGGACGCCCUCCCUUUCCUCAACGUUCUCCCUGCCCCUCUGGCGCCAUGGAAGCGGACGACGAAGAAAGAGAGGGCUGUUCAGCAAGGCGUGGAACUGGAGCAAGGAGUUCUCUGCCUCAAGGAAGCCGAGCAAAUGACGGAGCUGGAGUUGGCGUACAGCGUCGGCGUUCUCGCUGAUGCCGGGCUGGACACGACGUCAGUGCAGAUGCGAGUCUUCACCCUGGCCGCGCUCGCCUAUCCGGACUUUGUCAGAAAGGCCCAGAAAGAACUGGACGAAGUCGUUGGACCGGACCGUCUGCCGACGCUGGACGACAAGAAGAAUCUGCCAUACAUCGUAGCCAUCGUCGAAGAACAGUUCCGCUGGCGCUCCAUCGUUCUGGGAGGUAUCCCGCACGCGACGAUGCAGGAAGACACGUACAUGGGGUAUCGAAUCCCCAAGGGCGCCACCGUAGUGGGACUGCACUGGGCGAUGAGCCUGGAUGAGAAGGUAUUUGACCGGCCGAUGGAGUUCCUGCCUGAGCGCUGGCUGGAGGAGAAGAAGCCCGAGAACACAGACCAGCAGGAGCAGUGCUUCGUCAACUUCUUCGGCUACGGCCGACGGAUCUGCACGGGGCGACACAUUGCGCGGAACUCGAUUUUCCUGCUGAUCGCGCGCCUGCUCUGGGGAUACAACAUCAAGCAUGCGGUCGACAGGGACGGGAAGCGCAUCGAGGUGGACGACAUGGCUUUCACUUCCGGGUUCGCCUCCUCGCCGCUGCCGUUCGAGGCGGUGUUUGAACCGAGAAGCGAGCAUGCGAAGGCGGUCAUCGAGAGGGAGUGGGAGACGGCCGAGAAGGAUGUCGAUGUGCUGUUGAAUUCGAUUCGCGAGAAUCAGGUUUCGAUGGGGAUGAAUCGCAUCAAGGACUUUAUUCUAGGGACUGGACUAGCAAGGGUUGAGUCUGUCGCUGCGAACUUCCUGAGCUUUAUUAGCUACCAAGGCUACUAG